Messenger RNA from Mytilus californianus (California mussel), 4093 nucleotides. RefSeq lists its product as uncharacterized. The record is from RefSeq and is a predicted model, not a curated record. Lineage: Eukaryota; Metazoa; Mollusca; Bivalvia; Mytilida; Mytilidae. The coding region runs from base 109 to 1224 and encodes 371 amino acids. The transcript has a single exon.
AAACAAAGUAUUUUGAAAAAGGAAAGUGAACUAAAAGAAAUCAUCACUAAACAAAGAUAGAAUCUCAUCACAGAAUUAGACAAGCUGUGGAAGCCUAGGGAAGAAGAAAUGUCAAGACAGUUGAAGGAUACUGCAGAAAGAUGUGACACCCUGACAAGAAACAAAGCUCAAAUUGAAGAGACAUUCCAAUCCCACAAUGCAACAGCUAUUUUUACAGCUUCUGGUAAACUGGACAAUGAUUUUCCUACAAGACCAGUGAAAAUGAUAUCAGAACAAAAAAUAUUGUUUUCAGAAACAAGAAUUCUUGAUGAUAAAAAAGAAGUCUUCGGUACUAUAUUAACCAUUCCAAAGUGCAAAAUCACUGGAUCAUUUACAUUAGAUGCACCAAGCAGCAUCCGAAAUAUUAAAACUUUUGAAAAUAAUACUAAUAUCUUAUGUACAUUACAAACAACAACACUAAAAUCCUUUGAACUUAAAAGUUCAAAAUGUAUUACUACAAGUAUAGCAAAUGAUACUGAAGUAGAUAUUAUUGACAUGACAAAAGCACAGGAUAAUAAAUUACUGUUCACGGUUGUUGAAUCAUCAGAAAUUAAAUGUCUAUCAACUUUCAAACCAGACAGUAAGAUAGAAACUUUUACUUCUAUCACACCACUUUAUGCCAGAGGAAUUCAUGCAACUGACAAAAACAUUCUAAUAGGAUUUAGGGAUAAUGGUGAACGGUUUCCACUACAAGAAGAAAGUAGAAGAGGAAUAUUUGUGUAUGACUAUACCUGUAGACAUAUGAGAACAUAUGAGUAUGACACAAACAAUCAGAGAUUAUUUUCCUUACCACAUGCAAUAGCAACAAAUAUAAAUGAGGACAUCUGUGUAAUAGAUCUUACAAAACAAAUUCCUUGGGAAGGUAGGGUGGUUGUCCUUGGAAAACAUGGGAACCUAAAAUGGACUUACAAUGGUCAUACAAGCAUUAACACUAAAAUUAAUUUUAUUCCUAUGGACCUUGUUACCACUUCAAAAGGUUUAAUAUUAGUGUCAGACUAUGCCAGCAAUGCUGUUCACAUGUUAUCUAUGGAAAGUUGUCUAGUCACUUGUCUGAAUGAAAGUCAUGGUAUUGAGAAACCUUGGGCUCUGAAUGUAAAUCAAUCAGGCCAGUUACAAAUAGGAUGUUCUUAUCAAGGAACAAAAGAUGGGCUUGGUAAACUACACACUGUUGAUAUUUCUUCCUAAAGACAAUCAUUUAUUUUAUUUAAAGAGGUAUUUAAGUGCUCCCUCAACAUUCUUUUGUAAAAUUUACAACCAUAAAAGUAUACAGGACUAUCAAUUCUGUCUACUUAUUGCAAAUUGUAUCAUUUCAAAACCAAGAAGGAUUUUGGAAAUUUACUAUGAACGUAACAAUGUUGUUGGACUAGUAAAAUGUAUACAAAAAAAAGGCCUCAAAACCUGUUCAAAUGAAAAUAAAAUUGAUGAUUUCAAUCUCACAAAUCAUAUUUUUUAGUGAAGGCCAUGUCUGCAUAUUCAAACUGGGUCAAAAGUUUCAUAAAGUAAUCCUGUAACACAUAUUUCCUCCCCAAAAAAAUGCUCCGUGGGCACAUCUUGAUACGUAAACAGAGGUUGAAUCCUGAACAGUUGGGGCAAGUAUGGACACUACCCGGUACAUCAACCUUGAUAUAGUUCUGAAAAAUUUGAAAUUGGUGUUUUGUCCAAUAUCCAAUAUCUAAAUACAUGGCUAUGUUCAGCAUAUCCAAGUCCACCAAGAAUUUAAUCUAUUUAUUUAUUAAAGGAAAAUAUUAGCUAAGUGUUUAAAAUGCUCCAUAAAGGAAUUUAGUUUAAGCUGUUAUUGGUAUGAAACAUUUUAUUAAAUUAAUUAAAAACCAAUUGUUCUCUGAACAAUUGAAGGUCUUUCCACAAAAAAAACAAGUAUUUUGAUAUGAAAAUAGUAAAAAGUCGGUUUAAAAUGUCAUUAACAGCGUCAAAUGAUAGAUUAUAGUACGCUGAUUCCAAAAAUAUAUGGUUUCUAUACAAUAUUUUUUAAAUAAGGGAAAUAAUUUGUUACUUCCGGUUUGAAAAAGAUUACUUCCUGUAUUAUUUAACUGUUUAAUUGACACUGAUUCCAAAAAUAUAUGGUUCUAUAUACUUUUACAUUCAAAAAGUACAAAAAAAUAGCUACUUCCGGUGUACACAGGGUCACUUCCGGUUCCUUUUUCAAGGUCAUAUGGCUUGCAACUAAAUGCAAAAAGUCCCAUGGCUUUAUCAUGUAUACAAACGAGGUAAAAGCAAAGAUCAAAAUCUAGAACAUCAAUUUAAUCUAUGACCUUGGGCUCAAUUUCAAGGACAUCAACCAAGGACCUCAAAUCAAAAGACCCUAGAUCUUAAUUAUAUUUGGUUCAUGAGUUAUAUCACCAUAUGUUAUUUUUAAAUAAAGAGGGGAGAAAACUCUAAUUUUAUGUAAGCACACCAUUUAAACCAAUAUGUAUGUGUUACGACAUGUCGCAACUAACAAUUAAGUAAAAAUAUGUUGUCGAUAUCUUAUAUCAUGUUUGAAAAGUGGUGAAAAUAAGCCAAAAUCCAAAUUCAGAAAUGACCUUGACCUUUGACCUUGACCUUUGACCUUGACCCUAUUUUCUUUUUUUUGGACCAAGGACCUCAAAUCAAAAGACGCUAGGUCUUUAUCACUUAUGGUUUACAAGCUACAACUACAUUUUUCUUAUUAAAAAUACAAAAGGGGAAAUAACUUCCAUAUGUAGUCUCCGGACCGCUUUGGUCAAAAUUAUUUUUAAGAUCCUGAAGAUAUAACAAGCAAAUUGGUGAAAUAAUUUUGUCUUAAUCUUAAACAGUUGUGAAGGAGGUUUGUACACAAGAAAAACAGUGUUUGGGGAGAUAACUCUUACAAUAAAAAGUGUUCAGCUUAAGGCGAAGUGUAUGUAAUUAACUACUCCACAGAAUUUUUUUAAAUUUUACAUGUGGAUUCUGCUUGUAAAAAUACAUCAUACAAUAAAAUAAAAAAAGGGGGUAACUGUUUUCGUUUUUCAGAUACAAGCUGUUGAAAUUAACAGCAUGAUAAGCCAAAAAUACAAAGGAUAUAUAAGGAAAAUCAUAAAAAUCGGCAGAUAUUUUUACUUUAUCAAGAUUUUCUAAUUCGUUGCUCCACAGAAUUUUUUUAAAAAUCGAUAUGCGAUUCAAAAAUGAACGACGAACCCAUUGGUGCAAAGAAAGUCCUUAGCAACCGUGCUAGUUUUCAAGCUAUAUCCUGUGGAAGUUUGAUUUCUAGCGGAAAGAAUAAAAACAAUCGGCGACGUUAUUGAUGUCUACUGUAACGUCAUCACAAUUUCUACUUUAUAACGCUAUUAUACCGUACAGUGUCGUAACAAAAUCGUGAGUGUGUAUAACCCAUUUUCCUAAUUAUUGCAAAUGCUCAAGCGUUAAUUUCUGUGUCAUUUGGACUCUUGUGGAGAGUUGUCUUAUUGGCAAUCAUGCCACAUGUUCUUUUUUUAUAUUGUAUUGUUCUAAUAAUUAUGAAUCAAAUAUCAAGUUUAAAAUUGUCCCAGUAAACACAGCGUUGACAGAAUGAUUCUAUACGUAUUUAAAUAAUCGGUUAUAAUAUUGGGAUCGCGUAUACACGUCUUUUUCAAAAUCUCAUUUCUGCAUGUUUGUAUUUUAAAAAAGUGAAUAUAAUUUGCUGCAUCUUUCAUCCUCACCAUUUCCGGCGCUAUUCGAGGGAUUGCGCACAAAGCCCAUUUUUUGUCAGGUUCACACGCGUGCACGUGACACAACUCUGCAAUUUUAUUUAAAAAAUUUCCUGUCUCGAUUGCUUUCCCUUUUCUUUAACUACAUGACAAAGCAUGAUUUAAUGUUUGCUGGAGAUUUUAAGUAAAAAAGGAAAUAAUUUUUUGUUCCAUAAUUUGUUUAAUAUCCACAUGCACGACUCCCAAAAAAUAAGAAAACUGCAUCUGCAUAUUAUCUUGAGAAUUUUUAUGACUGUAAUAAGGUCAAAAGAAGAACCCGCAUAUGAAUUUUAGCAAAGUAAAACAGAUCGGAGUUUUAACUUCACGUAGCACAGAUCAUUCCCAGUGUUAGCCUUAGCAUUGCGUAUAUUGUG